GUGUUUGACAGUCAGUGUUUUUUUUACGCCAUUCUGUAUGGACUACACACGCACAAGUCUGCAUUUUUCUCUCCGCUCUCUCACGGUAGUCCUCGUUCGUGGCCGUUAACUUGCUCCUUUCGGUCUGCCAACUAAAACUUGUGGCCAUUUUAUAUCUCUGUCAUCUCUCGGAGGACGAGAUAAGGCUUAUCGAGAAAUCAGGGCCGCUGGCAGGAUGUCGGACUCUGUGGAGCCGGAGGGGAAGGAGUUGAGUCCGGUGGAUUUUAUCCAGUUGCAGCAGUACAUAGACUACUGCAGUUUGAAGGUGAAAGAUGUGCUGAGGGAGUUUGAUGCAGAUGGCCGCUUGGCGCAGUACAGGCACGGAGAGUGCAUCGAUGAGCAUGGCUUCCGGCUCUUCCUGAAGACGUAUCUGGAGGUGGAGGAUUUCCCAACGGAUCUCUGCCAGCGCCUCUUCAGAUCCUUCCAAACCUCAGACCAGACCAGGGAGGUCUUUCUUAAAGAUGUGUCCUGUUAUUUCUCCCUGCUGGAGGAUGGGCAGCCCCGAGACAAACUGGAGUUCGCUUUCAGGCUUUAUGACAGAGAUGGCAACGGCGUCCUGGACAGUUCAGAAGUGGACCGGAUUAUUGCCCAAAUGAUGCAUGCAGCCGACUACCUAGGCUGGGAUGUGUCAGAACUCAGACCUGUGCUGAAGGACAUGAUGACAGCGAUUGACUCAGACAGCAGUGGAACUGUAUCGCUGGAUGAGUGGGUGGAGGGGGGGAUGAAUAACGUCCCUCUGCUGGUCUUACUGGGACUGAAGAUGACUCAGAAGGAUGGACAGCAUCUGUGGAGGAUGAAGCAUUUUAACAAACCUGUCUACUGUAAUGUGUGUCAGAACAUGCUCCUGGGACUGCGCAAGCAGGGCCUGUGCUGCACCUGCUGCAAGUACACGGUCCACGGGCGCUGCGCCAAUAGGAAUCCAGCUCCAUGCAGUCGCACAUAUGUCAAGUCCAAGAAAGACAUAGGGAUUUCGGCUCAUGACUGGGUGAGCGGGAACUGUGACUCUGGGAAGUGCGACAGGUGUCAGAAGAAGAUUAAGAGUUUACAUGGCCUCACAGGCAAGCGCUGUGUUUGGUGCCAUACUAUGCGUCAUGAUGAGUGUGUGAACCAGGAGCCUUCAGAGUGUAACUGUGGUCCCUUGAGAGACCAUAUUUUACCACCGUGGGCCAUUUACCCUGUCAUCAAGGAGAGGCCAAACUGUGUUAAGAACGGUUGCUCAGGUGUGACAGACGACACUGACCACAACACUACACCUGAUGGGCAGGUACUGCAGAUAAACCCUAUUCUUGAAACUCAUCCUCUCCUGGUAUUUGUGAACCCUAAAAGUGGAGGGAAACAGGGUGAGAGAGUUCUUCGCAAAUUCCAGUACCUGUUAAACCCUCGGCAGGUUUAUAACCUAUCCAGUGGUGGACCGGGACCAGGGUUGUGCUUCUUCAGGGACCUUCAGAACUACAGAAUAUUGGUUUGUGGUGGAGACGGAACUGUGGGCUGGAUACUUGAUGCCAUAGAUAAGGCCAACCUGCCAGUACGCCCCCCAGUGGCUGUUCUUCCUCUUGGCACAGGAAACGACCUAGCACGGUGUCUGCGAUGGGGAGGAGGCUAUGAUGGCAUGGACCUGAGCCGCAUCCUGAAGGAAAUUGAGUUCAGUACCCCAGUGCUGAUGGACCGCUGGAGUGUGCAGGUGGUUCUGGAGGACAGCCAGGAAAGAGGAGACCCUGUGCCUUACGAGAUCAUCAACAACUACUUCUCCAUUGGAGUGGAUGCUUCAAUCGCUCACAGGUUUCAUACCAUGAGAGAAAAACAUCCACAGAAAUUCAACAGCAGAAUGAAGAACAAGCUGUGGUACUUCGAGUUUGCCACCUCUGAGACAAUUUCAGCAUCCUGCAAAAAACUCAAGGAGUGCCUCACCAUCGAGUGCUGUGGUAUACAGCUGGACCUCAGUAACCUCUCACUGGAGGGCAUCGCUGUUCUCAACAUUCCCAGCAUGCACGGCGGCUCUAACCUGUGGGGUGAAGCCAAAAAGAGUGACCGAGUUAACCAGGAACUGCCUGAGGUCAUAGUAGAUCCUGAAGUCUUAAAAGUCAGCCCUCAAGAUCUGAGUGAUAAGCGUCUGGAGGUGGUGGGGCUGGAAGGAGCCAUCGAGAUGGGUCAGAUCUACACCGGUCUCAAGAGUGCUGUCCGACUGGCCAAAACCUCACAGAUCACCAUCAGGACGAAGAAGGCCUUGCCCAUGCAGAUUGAUGGAGAGCCAUGGAUGCAGCCACCAUGUACAAUUCAUAUCACGCAUAAGAACCAAGCCAGUAUGCUGAUGGCUCCUCAAGCCAAAUCCUCUGGCUUCUUCAACCUGAAGUAGUGCCUACGUCUGCCUCAGCACCUCCACGGAUCCCUGCAUUUGCGUGGUCCAUAUUUACCAGCUUGCUUCCAUGGACAUUGAAACCAGAGCGUUUGUGCAGGCCAAAAUGUGUGUAUAUAGGAAAGGAACACUCGCUUCAUAUUCUUUUGAACCUUCAUGCGGUCCUGAGGAGAAAAAUGUUCAUUUCAAGCUGUCAUACAUUUACCUCAGUGGUGCAUCAGGAAUGUUGUGUUAGAUUUACUUGAGCUCCCUCGUGCCAUAACGGGACGUUACGUCUACGACUGUGUUCUCACUGUGCAGGCUUAGCCCAAAAGUUCAGAUCAUUUGGUCUGCUUUGUCUGUACAGCAAGAACACUUCUAUUGUUUUCUAAGUCUAAAGCAGUGACCUAAAUCUUCUGUGGCUAUAGCAAAUACUAAUCAUUAUUAACAUCAAGUUUUAAACCGGCUGUACCAGAUUAGGCAUCAGCGGGUCAGAAUGGUCACUGGAUUCAGUGCAAGGCUUCUGGGGAGGUUGCAAACACAGCCAGUAAUUUAUUUGAUUUUAUUUGCGUUUACACCAGAAAUGUGUGGUGUAAUACUUAGAUCUACACGUAUUAAUAAUUUAACUGAUCAUUAAGGCAUUUUGCUUAUUGUUAGCAAUUGUCAGACCAUUGUACUAUACCGUUUAGUACAUUUUAACAGCUUGAAUGUAUCUAUUUGCAAAUUAAUGAGUAAUAUAAUUUGUGUUCCUGAUAAGUCAGUAGAGACUAUACAAAUAAACACGGAAAGCUGUAGAAAUUAAAGUAACCUCUCCUUGCAAAAGUAGAUUGUAAGUAGUCACAUGCCAUGCAUAUCUAUUCAGUGUUGACAGGUUUGCGGAUCAUAUUGACACUUUUUCCUCUAGCUUAUGACAUGUAUGUAGCUCCUGAGAAUAUGUAAGAUCUUUCAGAUUCUGUCUGUGAAAUGACUGAAUAAAUAUUGCAAAAUGUGUAA
Messenger RNA from Colossoma macropomum (tambaqui), 3364 nucleotides. RefSeq names its product diacylglycerol kinase, alpha a (gene dgkaa). Gene Ontology annotation, cellular component: plasma membrane. Gene Ontology annotation, biological process: diacylglycerol metabolic process; lipid phosphorylation; intracellular signal transduction. Gene Ontology annotation, molecular function: calcium ion binding; ATP-dependent diacylglycerol kinase activity. The transcript is spliced from 24 exons. Bases 215 to 2392 code for a protein of 725 amino acids. The record is from RefSeq and is a predicted model, not a curated record. NCBI's taxonomy places the organism in Eukaryota, Metazoa, Chordata, Actinopteri, Characiformes, Serrasalmidae.